AUGGUUGACCACAACCGUGACCACAACCGUGACCGCGACGGUGACCGCGAUCGUGACAGAGACCGAGACAGAGAUCGAGAUCGUCUCACUGCCCUUGGCCGUGUCAACGACUCCUCCGCCUCAUCGUCCUCCUCCAACUCCUAUCCUGCUCCUGCUCCUGCUCCUGCCAUGUCUUCUUCUUCUCAUCCUGCUGCCACUUCCACACCGUUACAGGCUACCACGGAUCGCGCCUCCGGCAAAACCACCCCCCCUGAUGGUAAACGCUCGCCAAACAUUUCUCGAAGCGGGGGCGCUGGGUCGUCCAAAAUACUAGUCAAAAAGGAACCCUCAACCUCUCCCAGCCUCCACUCCAACUCCCGUCAUCGUCCACGAAAACUUGAUCUCUCCUCCAGCACCCUCUCCGCACAAUCCGGUUCCUCCACAGCGCGCGGUCCUUUGACUGCAAGGGAAGGUGGAUUGACUGCUAUGCAUGAUGUUGGCUUAGCUUGCCUAUCUCCCGGCUUCCAGACCCAAGACCCGAUCAUCCACGAGCAGCUUCAACGUAGCAUCUCCGUCAGAGACCAACAGAGAUCGAUAAUCGAAUCUCGCCUGCAGAAAACAGCCAAGGGCGAUGGUCCCGAUGGCAUCAAACCCUCAGAAUCAAAUCUGUUCGGUUCUCUCAAAACCCCGUCUUCGUCCAAGAAACGCCCUCCUCCGGGUUUGUCGAUUGUUCCCCCAUCAGCCUCGCAAUUCGCCAAUGAACGAGUCAUCCAGUCCGCCCCGCUAAACCAGACCUUCACAGGCCGGCACAACCCACACCCCAUCACCCGUCAUCUUAUAAACCACGCUUCAGACCAUCGUAUGAACUCCCCCAUCCACCAUGUCGCCCCAGCAAAUCAGACAAACAAUCGCCUCCCACCCAUUGCCGACGUUUUCGGCUCUGAUACCCUCGUCCCCCGCAAUCAAGAACGCGAUCACCGUGAAUGGGAUCGCGAUGACAGGAAUAACCCCACGCACAGACGUAGCAACAAUCCAAACAACAGUAACAAUGGCGGCUUCUACCAACCUAACAGACCCUUGUCCUCUCCCUCCCUUCCUGCAAACCACCCUACGUCCUCCUGCACAACUUCCACCACCACCACCACCACCACCGGUGGCAGCGCAUCAACCACAAAACGUCCCCGUGAAUACCGCUCCGCCGAAGAAGCCGUGCAUGAACUCGCUGGUGGCCGCGAAGAUCUCCUUCCGCGAAUUGUCCACUACAACAGUAACACAAACUCAACGGUCACCAAUAAUAAGCAAAGCAGUACUACCAACCAACGUCACCAACCUGUCUCCCCACGGCUCCCCAGCACCAAUACAAAUGGCAUCCAGCAACAACACACCUCCAGCUCGCUCCACUAUCAUCAUCACCAUCACCUCCACAAUCAGCAUCAGCAACAACAGCAACAAUACCCUCACUCAACCGCCGGCCGCCGUCGCACGCGCAACGAAUAUGAGCGCGAUAACGGCAGUCCACCGCUAGGUUCCGGGCCGGCAGAUACGAGGUUCCGCGGCGCGCCUGCACCUGUCCCAGGCCCCACAUCUGCUGCAACUCGUGGAACUGCUGGAGGCCAAGGGGGGAGUCCUGGCGGCGGUGCUGGCUAUCCUACAGGUGGUGGCGCCGGUGCAGGUUCAGGGACUGGCGUAACGUUUGGGUAUGGAGGGGGUCCAUUUGGGGCAGGAAGAGAUUCGCCGGAGACGCAGAGGAGGAAGAAAGAAGAGUUUUUGGGUUUGUGUGCACGGGCAUGGGAUUUGUUUCAUUCGUAG
Messenger RNA from Histoplasma mississippiense, 1788 nucleotides. RefSeq lists its product as hypothetical. The coding region runs from base 1 to 1788 and encodes 595 amino acids. The record is from RefSeq and is a predicted model, not a curated record. Lineage: Eukaryota; Fungi; Ascomycota; Eurotiomycetes; Onygenales; Ajellomycetaceae. The transcript is spliced from 3 exons.